This is a messenger RNA of Candoia aspera, 2641 nucleotides long. Its product is annotated as zinc finger protein 397-like. Lineage: Eukaryota; Metazoa; Chordata; Lepidosauria; Squamata; Candoiidae. Gene Ontology annotation, biological process: regulation of gene expression. The transcript is spliced from 6 exons. The record is from RefSeq and is a predicted model, not a curated record. Gene Ontology annotation, cellular component: nucleus. The coding region runs from base 71 to 1690 and encodes 539 amino acids.
UGAAGAUUUCAGGCAUCCGAGCCUCUGGAGGAAACUUGGCAGCGAGCAACAUUUUGGGAAGACGGAGGAGAUGGAAGACCAAGACUUGGCUAGUCUUGAAGCUGGAAGAAGCCUUGAUGUCCUUGAUGUUGGAAAUGGGGCCGAGUUCUGGGGGAAGAAGGUGCAGAAGAUCUUGCGUGGGGUGCACACUUGCUGGGCAGAACAGCACAAGCGAUUCAGGGAGUUUUGUUACCAGGAAGCGGAAGGUCCCCGGGAAGUUUGGAGCCGGAUCCAUGACCUUUGCCACAAGUGGCUGAAGCCCAAGAGGCAUACCAAAGCCCAGAUCCUGGACCUGGUGAUCCUGGAGCAGUUCUUGAAAAUCCUGCCUCCAGAGAUGGGGAACUGGGUCCGAGAGUGUGGACCGGAGACCAGCUCAGAGGCAGUAGCUUUAGCAGAAGGCUUCCUUCUGAGCGAAAUAGAGGGAGCACAAGCACAAGGGAUGCUGGCCAGACCAGCCUCUGAGUUUCCUGACCCAGAGAAUAUUUCAUCCAACACCAAUCCAAGGCCACCGUUCGGGAGAAUCAUUCAGAACAUCAACAACAAGGCCACCUCCCUAGAAAAUGAAAUGACCAUUUGUGGUGGAAUGGAAACUACUACUCUGCAGUCAGAUCAGGGUUUAGGGCCUUUUAACGAGGGGGCUACAGAGGAAAGGACUCCAUUAGAUCCAAACCAGAUGGACACCAUAGAGGAGAAUUAUGCGAUGGUGGCUUCUCUGGUGCCCCAAACUAAAUUCAUGUCCUGGCAGGAAGUAUCUGAGGAUCCAUCUGUCAAGGAUUCUCAGGAAGAAGAAAGACCAGCAGAUGAUGGAAAAAGCAGUAAAGAGGGUAAACAGAAGUCUGAAGAAAAACAGAAGUGGGGAGAGAAAGCUGUCACUUUUGAAGAGGCUGACUUCUCCCAAAUUCCAAAACGGGAAGAAUGUAAUGAAGAAGUGAAAAAGAUGAGUCACAGUAGAGAGAAACCCCUAAAAUCCGUUGAGUUUGGAAGUGGCUUCAGUGAGCAGGUAAGCCUUACUAAACCUCAGAGAACACAUCUAGGAGAUAAAACCUAUAAAUGCUUAGAGUGUGGGAAGAAUUUCACAAACCUUAAGUCACACCAAAAGAUGCACACAGGGGAGAAGCCCUAUAAGUGUUCCGAGUGUGGGAAGAAUUUCCGGUACAGCAUGAACCUGAAAUCACAUCAGAGAAUUCACACGGGGGAGAAACCCUAUAAAUGUUCCGAAUGUGGAAUGACUUUCAGCUACAGCAUGAACCUGAAAUCACAUCAGAAAAUCCACACGGGGGAGAAACCCUACGAAUGUUCCGAGUGUGGGAAGAAUUUCAGUCACAGCAUGAACCUGAAGUCGCAUCAAAAAAUCCACACAGGGGAGAAGCCCUAUAAGUGUUCAGAGUGUGGGAAGAAUUUCAGUCACAGCAUGAAUCUGAAGUCGCAUCAAAGAAUUCACACAGGGGAGAAGCCCUAUAAGUGUUCAGAGUGUGGAAAGUGCUUCAGUCACAGCAUGAAUUUGAAGACACACCAAAAAAUCCACACAGGAGAGAGACCUUAUAAAUGUUCUGAGUGUGGAAAACAAUUCAGUUGCAGCUCAGACCUUAAACUGCAUCAGAGAGUUCAUAUAGGAGGGGAACUCUAUAAUGCUUCCAAGGAAAGAGUUUAAAAUCACUGCACAACCCUUAAGGAGAUCGUGUGGGCGGGAUGUUCUUGGAUGUGGAAUGCCACUUACUUAUUUUCACAUCUUGUAUCCAGGGGCGCCCACCAGGUGCGUUAAAAAAAGUCAAGAGGAUGGCCUUGACCAUGGAUUGAAGUCCUGUCCCUUUUAACGUGUGUUGCGCAGGUUGCACAUAAAAAAGAGCAGGGCUUCACUCAGAUGGCCACAGUUACCAUGUAACCUAGACUUUUUCACUACCUCCCACAGAUCUCCCUGCUUGCCUCGAAGUAUAAAAUGUACAGAAGGCCUUGUAAAUGUUUAGAGUUUGAGAUGAAUUUCAUUGAUAGUCUUAAAACUUUGAAGAAUUCUAGCAGAGGAGAACUGCAUGUUCUCCGCACAGAAGUGUCACAGCUUAAAUUGCAUCAAGCAAUUCACAGAAAUGAGAAGCUGUGCAAAUAGUCCCGUGUAUCAAACAACCUUCAGUCAUAGCAAAAGUCUUGCAUUACGUCAGAGAAUAUAGAUAAGGAAGAACCAUAUAAAUUGAAACAUGGACUGGAAGGUAGGAAAAUCUUCAGUGAAUGCACAAUGCUUCAUUUUAAGAGAUUCAGUGAAGAUAACAGAAAGGCAUGUAAAUAAUCAAGGAUCAAGUUUUGUCCGGCCAAUCAAUAGCCAAGAAGGAUUCAGCAUGGUAGAUCAAGAUUCCUUUGUGCUCAAAAUGUGGCAGAAUUCCCUCCAAUACACGUGUGUGUUUUUUAAUCCGACUCCUAAGUAGUUACUUCUAAAUAAUGAAUUUUGGCAAAAACUAGACAGCUCAAUUAUAGCUAAUACUGUAUUUAGUUGAUUUCUUGAGUGGUGGUGGGUUUUUUUAAUGUCCCCAUGCUGUCACUUUCCACAGUCAUUUUUUAAUAAAUUGGUGUUGUGUCGCCUGCUUAUCUGUCUUUGUCCAGGACUUACCUUUAA